AUGUCUACUGCUGAGGAGCUCUUGAGGGAUUUUGAAUCGGACGACGAGGAUUUUCAGGCGGGCGAGGGAGUCGAGGAAGAUGUGGAUGAAGAGCAGCAGCACCUACAAAAAGCUGGCUCUGAGGUCACCAAUGAGUUCGAGGUCGCCCUCUCCACCGGUGACGAGCUUACUCGUCUACACAAAGUUUUGCGCGACCACUACUCGGUCAGAUUUCCAGAACUAGAAACCCUUGUUACGAGUCCGAUCGACUACGCGAAGACAGUCGCUAUCUUAAAAAAUGGCCCGCUCAACGAUAUCAAAGCUAUCUCCUCAUCAGCCGACAAUAUGGUCGGCGAGCCGCUCAAGUCUAUCUUGGAUGGCCCCUCAUUGAUGGUUGUUUCUGUGGAGGGUACCACCACCAGAGGACGUGAAAUGACCGAGUCGGAAUUGAAGACGGUGCUCGAUACUUGCGAGAGGAUUUUGAAGUUGGAUCGAGAGCGGAAGGCGCUCACGGAAAGCAUCCAGUCUCGCAUCACGCAGAUCGCCCCCAAUCUAGCAGCCUUGAUCGGACCAGAGACAGCAGCUCAGUUCCUUAACCAGACCGGAGGACUACGUGAACUCGCUAAGAUCCCGGCGUGCAAUCUAGGUGCUCAAGGCAAUAAGAGAACCGAAGGGUUAGGCUUUGCUACGAAUAUUGGCGUCAGAUCGCGGGGAUUUCUUUACAAUUCGGAACUGAUACAGGGUGUCCCAGAUGAUCUGAAACGCCAGGCGAUCCGUAUCGUCUCAGCUAAGAUGGUCCUCGCUACCCGUGCGGACGUAUCCAACUUUAGCCCCGACGGAUCGCUAGGCGAGGAUCUGAAACAACAAUGCUUCACGCGGUUAGAGAAGCUGACUGAACCUCCUCCGAACUCUGGAGUGAAGGCCCUCCCCGCUCCCGAUGACAAGCCAGCCCGCAAGCGAGGUGGUAGAAGAGCUAGAAAGGCUAAGGAAGCAGUUGCUAUGACAGAAAUUCGCAAGGCGCAGAAUCGGAUGGCCUUCGGCAAGGAAGAAGCCGAAGUUGGCUACGGUACAGGUGAAGGAACAGUUGGAUUGGGAAUGCUCGGCCAGCAGAAUGAUGGACGGGUUCGAGCAACUCAGAUCGACAACAGGACUCGAGCCAAACUCAGCAAGUCGAACAAAGGUUGGGGAACCGCGACUCCUGUCAGUGGCACGGCUUCGUCUCUCCGUGGGUUCAGCUCUGGGGUUGGUGGAACGGCAAGUGUUCUACAAGCCAAAGGUCUUCGCUCUUCUGGCAUUGGUACUUCGCUGGGCGGCAGCGGUACGGCCAGUACCAUUGCCUUUACGCCGGUGCAGGGACUUGAGCUCGUUGACCCCAAGGUGCAAGCAGAGUUGAGCCGCAAACGUAAGGCAGAGGAAGACCGAUGGUUCAAGUCGGGUACUUUCACCCAGGUUGGCGGUAGCCAAAGCCACAAUAACUCUUCACAGAAGGAUAAUGGAGGUUUCAAGGUGCCGCCGAUUCCUCCACAGAAGAAGGUCGAUACAGGCGAUGGUAAGAUGGGCCCUCCACCGCUGCCCCUAAAGCGAUAG
Molecule: messenger RNA, 1566 nt
Organism: Aspergillus nomiae NRRL 13137
Lineage: Eukaryota; Fungi; Ascomycota; Eurotiomycetes; Eurotiales; Aspergillaceae
Product: U4/U6-U5 snRNP complex subunit PRP31
Exons: 1
Coding region: 1-1566 (521 amino acids)
Biological process (GO): mRNA splicing, via spliceosome; spliceosomal tri-snRNP complex assembly
Cellular component (GO): precatalytic spliceosome; U4/U6 x U5 tri-snRNP complex; U4 snRNP
Source: RefSeq, a predicted model, not a curated record